This is a messenger RNA of Tarenaya hassleriana, 5678 nucleotides long. Its product is annotated as protein NETWORKED 1A-like. The record is from RefSeq and is a predicted model, not a curated record. The transcript has 5 exons. Gene Ontology annotation, molecular function: actin filament binding. Lineage: Eukaryota; Viridiplantae; Streptophyta; Magnoliopsida; Brassicales; Cleomaceae. Gene Ontology annotation, cellular component: plasma membrane. Bases 346 to 5547 code for a protein of 1733 amino acids.
GAGAGUAUGGGUUAAUCUGCAGUACAUUGAAGCUGAGUUUUGGUGUGAACAGCGUCUGUUGGUCAAGAACUUUGGCUUGUUUGGGUUGAGGAAGAACUUGUCUUUUAUCAUUCAUAGGAGAAUCAGCCUUUGAUACAAACCCACAAAGCGAGUAGAGGUGAAAGUCCCGUGGCAGGGUGAUCAAGGAACUCUCUGUUUGUAGGAUAUUAGCUGCGGGCGAGGGGGGAAAUAUCGAGCUCGUUGACUCUGGCCUGGAACCAUUACCUCGCCCUUUCCCAGUGGAGCGAAAGGGACCACCAUUGGGUGAAGUCCAAACCGAUAUUUCUGAUUCUUGCAGCCGGCGUCAUGGCCACUGUGUUGCAUUCAGAGUCCAGACGCUUGUACUCUUGGUGGUGGGAUAGUCACAUCCCAAAGAACUCAAAAUGGCUUCAGGAGAAUCUUGCAGAUAUGGAUACGAAAGUCAAAUCGAUGAUCAAACUCAUUGAAGAAGAUGCAGAUUCUUUUGCGAGGAGAGCAGAAAUGUACUACAAGAAACGUCCAGAGCUCAUGAAACUGGUGGAACAGUUUUACAGAGCUUACCGUGCAUUAGCUGAGAGGUAUGACCAUGCGACAGUGGAGCUUCGCCAUGCUCAUAAAACCAUGGCAGAAGCAUUCCCAAACCAGUUGCCUUUCGACAUGAGUGAUGAUUCCACAUCGUUUUCUUCUGAGCCUCGUACCCCUGAGAAAAUGCCACCGCGAAUUCAGCCAUUUUAUGACUCUGAAGACAUGCAAAAUGAUGGUAGUGCAAGUAACAAGGGCUUAAGACAAGUGAAGGAGCUAUUCAGGAAUCCAGAUGCUAAUAAAGCAGAUACAGAAGUUGAAGCCUUGAAGAGAACUUUAAUGGAACUUCGGGCUGAGAAGGAGGCUUUGAGUCUCCAGUAUCAGCUCAGCCUGAACAAACUAUCCAGGCUGGAGAAAGACCUUGACAAUGCUCAAAACGAUGUGAAAGGGCUUGAUGAUCGUGCUUCCACAGCCGAGAUUGAGUUUAAGAUACUGAAGGAAGCCCUUGCAAAACUAGAAGCCGAGAGGGAUGAUGGACUUCUUCAGUAUAAUCAGUCGGUGGAGAGAAUAGCAGAGCUGGAGGCUUCGAUUUCACAAGCACAAGAAAAUGCAAAGGGCCUCAGUGAUCGAUCAUCUAAAGCAGAAACAGAAGCUCAUAGUCUCAAGCAAGAGCUUUCUAGAUUGCAUGCUGAGAAAGAAGCUGGGUUAGCCCAAUACAAGCAAUGCUUGGAGAUGAUAUCUGCUUUGGAGAAUAGAAUCAGAGAUGUUGAGGAGAAUACCCGGAUGUUUAAAAAUCAAUCUGAAAGAGCAGAGGAUGAAAUUAACGCAUUGAAACAAGAACUUGUGAAGUUAAAUGAAGAGAAGGAAGAUCUGAAUCUUCAGUACCAGCAGUGCUUGGAGACCAUUUCAAAGCUAGAGAAUGAACUUUCUCAUUCUCAAGUCAAUGCCCAAAGAUUGAGCAGUGAAGUUCUGGCUGGGGCUGCAAAAUUAAAGACUGUGGAGGACCAGUGUGCUCUUCUGGAGAGCUCGAAUCAAACUCUGAAGGCCGAAGCAGACAAUCUAAUGCAAAAGAUAGCAGCCAAGGACCAAGAACUUUCAGAGAAGCAAAAUGAUCUUGAAAAGCUUCAGGCUUUACUCCAAGAAGAAUUCUCUCGGUUUUCAGAACUUGAAGUCAAUCUUAGAAGCUUGAAGGGUUUGCAUUCUCAGUCUCAAGAGGAACAGAAAGCUCUCACCUUGGAACUUCAAAGUCGGGUUCAAAUGUUGAAGGAUCUGGAGAUGCAUAAUCAUGAGUUGGAAAAUGGCAUCAGCUCGGUUAAAGAAGAAAACCGGAACUUAAGUGAGUUGAAUAACUCUUCCACCAUCUCCCUUCAGAUUCAGCAAUAUGAGAUUUCUAGUUUGAAGGAGAUGAAAGAGAAGCUCGAGGAAGAAGUUGCAAGACAAAUGAACCAGAGCAAUUCCCUUCAAGAAGAGAUCUACCGUCUGAAGGAUGAAAUUGACAGCUUGAACAGAAGAUACCAUAUGUUAAUGGAGCAAAUCAGGCUUGCGGGUUUGGAUCCUGAAUGCCUUUCUUCCUCUCUGAAGAAACUACAAGACGAAAACUCGAAGCUGAUUGAAUUGUGCGAUAACCAGAAAGGUGAGAAGGAAGCUCUGACUGAGAAGUUGCGUGAAAUGGACGUCAUUUUACGGGAGAAUGUUUUUCUGGAGAAAUCGCUUUUGCAAUCAAACACCAAACUGGAAGGCUCUAGGGAGAAAGCAAAUGAUCUGCAAGAACUAUGCCAAUCUUUACGGGGAGAGAAAUCCGAGCUUGUUGCUGAGAGAGCUAACCUGCUAUCUCAGUUACAACUCAUGACAGAAAAUAUGCAAAAGCUUUUGGAAAAGAACACCUCGUUGGAGAAUUCUCUUUCUGGUGCAAACAUCGAGCUUGAAGGUCUGAGGGAGAGGUCAAAAUGUUUCGAACAAUUCUUCGAGUUGUUAAAAAAUGAAAAGGCUGAACUAUUAAAGGAAAGAGAAUCUCUUGGCUCUCAGAUGAAUCGGGUUGAGGAGAGGCUAGGAGUCUUGGAGAAGAAAUUUUCGGAAUUGGAAGGGAAAUAUACUGAUCUGCAGCGGGAGAAACAGUUCAUGAAUUUUCAGGUGGAAGAAUUACAGGUUUCAUUAGCUACUGAGAAGAAAGAACGGGCUAUUUAUGAACGUUCGACUGAGACCAGAUUGGCUGAUCUUCAGAAAAAUGUAAGCUUUCUUCGAGAAGAGUGCCGAUCCAGGAAGAAAGAGUUUGAGGAAGAGCUUGACAGAGCUGUAAACGCUCAAGUCGAGAUCUUCAUCUUGCAGAAGUUUAUAGAAGACUUGGAACAGAAAAACUUUUCUCUCCUGAUUGAGUUCCAGAAGCAUGUCGAGGCAUCAAAAUUCUCCGAAAAACUUAUCUCCGAGCUGGAAAGCGAGAAUCUUGAGCAGCAGAUGGAAGCAGAGUUCUUGUUGGAUGAGAUUGACAACUUGAGGGGUGCCAUCUAUCAAGUGAUGAAGGCCCUUCAGCUCGAAUCAGAUUAUAAGCUUGCAGACUGCAAGAUUGCGAAAGAAUGGAUUCCUGUUUCACGUAUAAUGGGUGAGAUAGAUUCCCUAAAUCGGUUGCGUUCCAGUACCGAAGAUGAGAUGCAGAGACUUGUAGUUCAGAACUCAGUGCUAUUAUCUCUACUUGGACAGUUCCAGUCAGAUGGGUUGGAAAUGGAAUCUAAGAAGAACAUCCUUGAGAAGGAUUUAGAGGUGAUAAUAGAGCAGCAUGAACUGCUGAAGAAGGACAAACAAGAGCUACUGGAAAUGAACCAGCAGUUGAAAUCGGAAUUGAUCAAGAGAGAGCACCGGGAGCAAGAGCUAAGGGUCAAAUUGCAAACCGAGCGUGUAAAGGGCGAGAACUUGAACAAGGCAUACGAGUUUUUGCAACAAGAGUAUUCCAAUGCACUCGGCAAAAUCGAAACUUUGCUGCAGAAGUUUUCGGAACUUAAGUGCGAAAUGUGUACACUUCAGGAAGAAAAUGAUGCAAUUCUUCAGGAAGCUGUUGCUUUAAGUAACAUGUCAGUGGUUUACCACUCUGUUGGGGAUGAAAGAGCUAAACAAGUCAAAGAUUUUACCGAAAAGAUGGAUACUUUGGUGGAAAUUAACUCCAAUCUUAAACAAAAGCUCGAAACAAUGGAGGAGAAGUUGAGAGAAAAAGAAGCAGAAGGGCAUGAGCUUAGCAAGAAACUGGAGAAGUUACAGGAAGGAUUCGAAGAGGCAAACGAGCUGAACGACCUCUUAGAGAAUCAAAUUUCAGAUAAAGAUGAAAUCUUUAGACAAAAGGCUGUAGAGCUUCUCGAGGCAGAACAGAUGCUCAAGGCUACACACAAUGCAAAUGUGGAAUUGUGUGAAGCAGUUGAAGAGCUGAAGAAGGAAUGUGAAGAAUCGAAGGGAAUGAGGGCAAACUUAGAGAGACGGAUUUCUGAACUUCUGGAACUCAAGGGGAGGCAGGAAGAAGAGAUCGUAAAGCUUAACACUUUGAAUGAAACCUUGGAAUCUGAGGUAGAGUUAUUACAUCAGGAAAUCCAAGAACAGCGCGUUCGAGAGGAGUAUUUGAGUUUGGAACUGCAGGAGAAAACCAAUGAGUUUGGACUUUGGGAUGCAGAAGCUACAUCUUUCUAUUUCGAUCUUCAUAUCUCAGCUGUCCGAGAAGUUUUGCUCGAGAACAAAGUUCACGAACUCACUGGAAUUUGUGAGAAUCUCAACGAUGAAACUGUUGUGAAGACCAGAGAUAUAAGACAGAUGAAAGAAACAGUUGGGUUCUUGGAAAACGAAAUCGGUGAACUGAAGGCUCAGUUAUCUGCUUAUGAUCCUGUUGUAGCAUCACUGGCCGAAGAUAUAAAAUCUCUCGAGGAAAGUGCCUUAUCUUUGACGAAACUUCCAGCAACAGUUGAUCGAAGCAGAGAGGAAGGACAGGAGGAGCACUCGGAAGCUACAGUCUCCCGAGAAUCCGAAGGGCAAAGCGGUGGAACACCAGGAGACAAGAUUGUGCUUCUGCGGGAAAUGAAAACGAGAAUCAAAACCAUUGAGCAGGUAGUUGUGAAUGAAAGGGAUAGACUUGUUAAGCAGAGAAGGAGAAGUUAUUCGAAUAGAAGCAGAGACCGGAGGAAGGUGGAAGAAGACAGAUAUCUCGACGAAAAGGUCUCUGGUGAAAUCAGACCGCGAAGAUCAAGAGCGAGAAUGUCCGAGGUGAAAGGCGGGUUAUUGAUGAAAGAUAUUCCUCUUGAUCAAGUUGCAGACAGAAGUCGGGGAACUAGUUGCGGUUCCAAUGAUCAAAUGCUCGAGUUGUGGGAAGAAUCUACUGAACUAGAUGCCAGCAUAAAGUCUCUGAUCAACCGUAAUAACUCGAAAAAACCCGUAAAUUCUCGUAUCCAUCGCAGGAGUAGGAAUCCAUCGGCGGAAUUACAGUCGGAGAAAGUGGUCGGAGUCAUUGACAAGCUCGAGUUAUCUAGAAGUAUCGAAGACACUGUAAAGAUUCAGGAGAGACUUCUGUCUGAUUCACGGAGACUGGCAAGCCUUCGAGUAAGCAUUCGAGAUCUGAAAAACAAGCUGGAGAUGAACGAGAAACAAGGCAGAUUCAGUAACCCAGAGCACGAAAAAGCGAGGAGAAGGUUGAGAGAGAUGGAAGAAACGAUCUUGCAGCUGGUGAACACGACCGAGAUACUGUCAAAGGAGAUCGAAGAAACUGGAGAUGCCAGAGAUAUAUACAGAAAGGUGGUAAUGGAGAGAUCGAAAAACGGGUCUGAGAAGAUCGAGCAGUUGCAGACCGAGAUGCAGAACAUAGAGAGGACGGUUCUUAAGCUUGAAGAUGGAGCCAAGAGCAGAUUAAGGAAGAAAUUCUCGGAGAAUCGGACAGUGAUUCUGUUGAGAGACAUAAUCCACAAGGGCGGGAAAAGGACAGCGAGGAAGAAGAAGAAGAAUCGAUUCUGUGGCUGCAUGAGAUCUCCAGCUAAUGAAGAGUAGGGGGUGGUGAAUAACAUAACAAGCAUCUAAUUUACUGUCCUUUUUUCAUAAUAUCUCCAUGGACCUGACUCUAGACAGAGUUUUAUGUUAAACUGUUAGGGCAAGUUCUGUCUGUAGUUUCUGUUAAACUG